CAAGCGCGGCCCCGCGGAAGCCUCCGGCUCCUUCCGGCCCGAGGGUCAUCGCCAUAGCAACGCAUGGGGCAGGCCCGGCGGGCAGCCAAUCAGGUUACAAGGGGGGUGGAGAAUGCUAUGAUAGGAAUCAACAAAGAUAAAAGCCAAAUGCCUGGCAAAAGAACUGCUUUAGAAGAGAUUGGAAACAAAGUUACAACCAGAGGAGCACAUGUAGUUAAGAAAACAGAAAGCUUAAAAGCAUCCGUAAAGGCCUCCAAAGGAGGUAGCAAGUCAACAAAUGUAACAGCACAACCAAAACCUGUAGCUGCGGUGAAACCACUGAAGGAAGCCAGUGUUCCAAAGAUUAUGUCUCCAACCCCUAUGGACAUAUCCAUGAAAGAAGAGGAUCUGUGCCAGGCUUUUUCUGAUGUACUGCUCAGCAAUGUUGAAGACAUUGAUGCUGAUGACUGGGAAAACCCUCAGCUUUGUAGUGACUACGUAAAGGAUAUCUAUCUAUAUCUAAGGCAACUUGAGUUGCAGCAGCCAGUACGUUCACGCUAUCUUGACGGGAAGGAGAUCAAUGGGCGCAUGCGUGCAAUCUUAGUUGACUGGCUUAUUCAAGUCCACUCAAGAUUCCAGCUUUUGCAGGAAACUCUGUAUAUGUGUGUUGGCAUUAUGGACCGUUUCUUACAAAGUCGCCUAGUUUCCCGAAACAGACUUCAGUUGGCUGGUGUGACAGCACUGUUUCUAGCUUCAAAAUAUGAAGAGAUAUUCUGUCCUGACAUCGCAGACUUUGUUUAUAUCACUGAUAAUGCCUACACUACUGCUCAGAUCAGAGAAAUGGAGGUGACAAUUCUUAGAGAACUGAACUUUGACCUAGGGCGUCCCCUUCCACUCCAUUUCUUACGGAGAGCAUCAAAAGCUGGUGAGGCUGAUGCUGAGCAGCAUACACUAGCAAAAUACCUAAUGGAGCUAACGCUCGUGGACUACGAUAUGGUGCACCAUCAUCCUUCAGAGAUAGCAGCUGCUGCUUUGUGCUUGUCUCAACAGGUUCUGGGCCAAGCCAAAUGGGGAAUAAAACAGCAGUACUACACUGGGUAUGCAGAAGAGAGUCUACUCCUAAUCAUGCAGCAUAUGGCCAAGAAUGUAGUCAAACUAAAUGGGAAUCUAACAAAAUACGUUGCUGUAAAGAACAAGUAUGCAAGCAGCAAACUCAUGAAGAUCAGUACACUCCCCCAACUGAACAGCAAAAUAAUCAAGGACCUAGCUGCAUCUGUAGUGGGAUAACCUUAGGUAGCAAAUUCUUGUUCCAUGCACUUUGUCAACUUGCCUACUGAGGCAGAACUGCUGCUUUUGUACAUAUCUCUUCUGUUUUGAUAGAGAUGCUUCAGAUUCACUCUGAAAGCAGACUUUUUAAACUUUGCCCUGUGAUACAUGUGUAUAUCUAAAAAUAAAGCUCCUUUAUUAAAAAUAUUGCUCCUCUUUGUGCUGUUUACAAAAAAGA
Messenger RNA from Gavialis gangeticus (Gharial), 1483 nucleotides. RefSeq names its product cyclin B2 (gene CCNB2). Gene Ontology annotation, cellular component: cyclin-dependent protein kinase holoenzyme complex; cytoplasm; nucleus. The coding region runs from base 64 to 1266 and encodes 400 amino acids. The transcript is spliced from 9 exons. Gene Ontology annotation, biological process: mitotic cell cycle phase transition; regulation of cyclin-dependent protein serine/threonine kinase activity. The record is from RefSeq and is a predicted model, not a curated record. Gene Ontology annotation, molecular function: cyclin-dependent protein serine/threonine kinase regulator activity. Lineage: Eukaryota; Metazoa; Chordata; Crocodylia; Gavialidae.